Exophiala aquamarina CBS 119918 is the source of this 2559-nucleotide messenger RNA. RefSeq lists its product as uncharacterized. Lineage: Eukaryota; Fungi; Ascomycota; Eurotiomycetes; Chaetothyriales; Herpotrichiellaceae. Bases 1 to 2559 code for a protein of 852 amino acids. Gene Ontology annotation, molecular function: zinc ion binding. The record is from RefSeq and is a predicted model, not a curated record. The transcript has a single exon.
AUGAUUCCGCCGACCCCGUCUGUGACAGUCCCUCCCGACAGCUCGGCCAAACAGCUCCUUCAACUCGGGAAGCCCUUUGUCGACUUUCCGAGAUUCAGCAUUCUCGCACUUCAAGACCAGAAGGACCACGACGGCAACCCCCUCCCUUUCUCCGAAUGGUUGACCAAACGUCUUCAGCUCGGUCAGCCUUUUGUCAUUGCCGAUUUUGACAAGCUCGACAUCUGGCGCAAGGCGGGCUCGGGUUCAGGCUCAGGUUCACAAGAUGGUGCUGCCUCUGGCUUUGGGAUCGAGAGCCUGAUCGAGUUGAGCACCAAGAAGAACAUACCCAUUCGCAAUUGCAGCACCGGGCGAGACUUGUCCUUCACACUGCGCAAGUUCGCGGACAGUGCAAGACAGUCGUUCCCCGAGUUCCAGAACCUGUACGCCAGAGAUCUACAAUGUCCCCCGCAGUGGUUGGAACUCUGUCGCCAACUCCUCCCAGCCGAGGUGCAAUGGGGAGGUCGGCUCGAUCUGUUCCAGUGGCUGCCCCAGUGUGCCAGGAGCGAAGUGAUGAUGGCCUAUGUGGGUAGCGAAGGAUCUUCUUCUGGUUUCCAUCGAUGCUUUUCCAGCACAGUCGCUCUGAACCUUCUUGUCGAAGCAGAUGAUCGUCCAGUGGUCUGCAUCGGCACCGACUUCGACUCGCAGCAGAAAUACAAUGCUUUUAUGACUGCUCGCGGUGUCUCACCUCAUCUGGACUGGUUGAAUAUUGGAACGGAGGACCUGCUUCAGGCGGAUUUCCCGCUGUACGCCUACGACCAACGAGUGGGCGAUCUUGUUGUCUUCCCUCCUGCCACUGCCCAUCAGGUUUGGAACCCCUCGACCCUUUCGGCCAAGCUGGUUUGGAAUAUCCUCCAUCCCCUGUCGCUUGAGGUCGGCUUCAAGUAUGUCCAAGCACCCUUCAACCGAUUGUGCCAUCCCGACGUCGCUCGCACAAACUUGUCCUUGGCAUGUGCUAUGCUAUCGUUACUUCAAGAUGACCAACAUUCCGGGACGUCGCUCCCACUUCCCCCGGACCUUCCCCUCCUUUCGCACCUAUUUCGACAGAUGGUCCACGAUGAAUCCAUCGAAUCCGAACCAUUUACGCCUAUUACUCUUGUGCCCAUGCAACCAGGGACCAUUGCCACGUGCAACUUUUGCACCACCGCUAUCUGGAACCGGCAUGUACGAUGUACCCAGUGCGCCGACUUCGACCUCUGCCUGCUGUGUUAUCUCAAUGGGAGAUCUUGUGAGCAUUCCCAAUCUUACGCAUGGGCCGAGCUUGUUCCCGCCGACCAAUGUACCAGAGUAUUAAAUCGGGCACGAGAAAUCCUGGGCUUCCAGCCAGAAGAGCCGCGGUCGCUCGAUCGUUCCAAGACAUUAGGCACGGCCGUCAACGAUCUCAUGCGCGCCAAACUCUCUACCACUGCUCGGUUGUGUCACCUGUGUCGGAUUGAUCACCAGGAGUGGAAGGGACGUCGCUGCGACAAGUGUACGGCAUUUUUCUGCUACCGAGGUUUGUUCCGACAUUUCGACACAUUCCCAAGUGACGUGAUCCGGCACAAGGGGUUAUGGACGUGCCCGAAAUGUGAGGAGAGUUGCAACUGUCGGUGCUGUCAUUUCGUGACUGCAUACGUCAAGAGCGAGAAGCCUGCGAGUAAAAGGAGAGUCAAGGCGUGCGAUACACGAGGGAAAGUAAUGGGGUUUGCGGACAACGUCUUCGACCAACGGCGUGGCCGCAAGGAAAGCACGAACAGCGCAGGACAAGGUGCGAUACUACCCGGAUUGGCCCAAAUCACUGGCAAAAAGCGGGCUAUCUCAACGUCGGCUGAGCCAGGACCUGCGACCCCGUUGAGGAAAGUGGAGCUGCCGACUCCAGAGCCCGAUCUCUCUGCGCAUAGUCGACUCAUCAGGUCGCGCGAGGGAUCCGAGUACACCAUCGACACUGCGUUUACUAGUCUUAACACCAGUCUACCUACAUUGUUACCGAGCCUUAAAUCAUUGGCAGACGGAGCGGAAUUUAUGAUCAGUCCAACAGAUGAGAGACGAUCACGAGUGAGCAGCUCGCCGUCACUUGCGACCUUGUCAUCGGCAGGAUUGGGUAAAGGACGGAUGGCACCGACCGCCCAUCACGUGCCAGACAAUGUACUUCCACCGAUGUUGGGCCAUACGACAGCCAAUGGGAUCUUUGUGCCGCAGGCGGCCGCUAAUGGGAUGUCGGCGGCCAUGUCAUCGCCAGGCCAGUUGGGAAUUCUUCAUGAAUGCAAAGCCUCGACGACAGAACUCGAUGCGUCGCUUGCCGAACUCGAAACACGGCUACGAAGUUUGAAGAAAUACGAUGACGACUUCAUCUCCCUGGAUUUGGAGGACAGCCGCAAACUGCUGGCUGAGCAGUUGGCGGAGGUGGAGAAUGAGAUCCGGCUGAAAAAGAAAGAGAAGGGCCGGAUACUUAUUCAAAGGCUGAAAAGAGAAGGAUUUGGAGGGCUUGCGGCCAGCGUGGGCAAAGAAGUCGGAUUAGGGCUGGAUGGCGGUGGCGAGGGCUAA